Molecule: messenger RNA, 1837 nt
Organism: Hyla sarda
Lineage: Eukaryota; Metazoa; Chordata; Amphibia; Anura; Hylidae
Gene: C2H11orf97
Product: chromosome 2 C11orf97 homolog
Exons: 8
Coding region: 176-676 (166 amino acids)
Cellular component (GO): ciliary base
Source: RefSeq, a predicted model, not a curated record
CUUUUAACAGGCUUAAAGCAACAGAAAUCAUAGCUUAUAAAAAAACACCACUAGGGGUCCCCAUAUCCAUAACAUAUUCCUGUCCUGCUGCAGCAUCAUCUUUGUUCCAGCUGAAGCACAGACUACAGCAUGAAAACAGAGAAGAGGGGAUUACAGAGCAGUCUGCAGUGAUUGGAUGAAGAGACCCAGCACUGCACAGCAGACUCAGGGAGGAAUGAAUGCAUGCCAAUUAAUAAGUAAUAUGAAGAGACAACCGAGGAGCAGAAUCCAUGGAGGGGACGUUGGGCUUUGGAACGUAACAUCAGAUGAAGAGGUUGCAAAUGAGUGUCAAGAACCGGACCUGAUCUCUUCAUUGGAAGACAUCCCAGUCAGGAAGCACUUCUUUUACGUUGGCACACCAAAAAGGAUACAAGAGCUUGCGGAAGAGGAGAAAUUUUUUGUGAAAAAUGAAAUUAAAGUUCCGUCAGCAAUACAACUGGAUAAGAUUCUGAAGGCUGAGAAGAAUAUCCAAACGUGUGAUACUACUGCUCCGUCCAGAAAUAGCUUCCUGACUCAACCCAAGCAUUAUUCCCGACACAAGGGAAUUAGAGCGGAGUACCCCUUUAAGCUGACCAGGAGUAGACACAUCAAGAGGGGUAUCCAUCAGUUUCACACAACAGCACAAUGCACAAAGUGACAGAUGGUGCCUCCAGUAAGAGAUGGCUUCCAAAACUGCUGACAACCCAGCCAAAGCCCUGUCUCAGCAGGGACGCGGAAGACGUGCCUCCACCGUAGUGUAUUUUUGUUCAUUUUAUGAUCCUUACCGUAUGUUCUUUUGCUACCAGAUGCUUUUUUUUUUAGAAUGUUAAUACCUUUUAUGGUGCCUCAUUGUAAUAUUUACAAUGCAUUUGAAUGUGAUGCGAAAAGUACCAGUAGUAGAAUGGCAAAUGGAUCCAAGAUUUCUGGGCGGAAAUAAACAUCAUGAGCCCAGGCCUGGAGAUUACCAAUCGACUGGAACGUACACACACGCUAAUUUAAAGGAGGUGUCCGACCAGGCAGUAGAAUCUGUCUUCAUUUCAUUUGGCGCCACUGAAUUCAUGAAUAUCUAUUUAAUACAUGGAUGUACUGAGUCCUCAAGAGAAAGAACUGCUACUUAUUGAGGGCGAGGGGGGUUGGGGGUCAGGGUGGAGUUUAUCAUCCUCUAUAACAUCCAUAUAUUGGACUAGGACAUAAUGGGUCAGAUCAAAAGGGGUGUCCAUUUUAGAAGCCCAUUUACAAAUAUCCUGUUAUAGAGGAAGUCAGGAUACCGAACUAUUCUGGUUAGGCAAGAGUGGCUACAAAGAGAGUACGUCUUGGGGACUCAACACACCCUUACAUGCCAUGGACAGCCCACUGAUUUCACUGAAUCUUGUGUAAUGCUUUGUUUUGCCUGUGGAGGUGAUGCAGGGAAAUUGACCACUUCCUGCCAAGUUUGCUAACAGAUUACAGCCAAUUGUCCCCAAUAUACAAUGCUAUGUGGUUUCAGCUGUUGACACCUGCUAUACGUGGGUGACCUUGUGCUCAGUAACAACUUAGGUUAUGACCUUAUUAUUCAUGUGCGCAAGAAGUCUUCCUAUUGUAUGAUCAAAAUUAUGGUUUUAUGCAGGUUCAAGAGUCCGACGUGUGUCACCAUACCACUAGCUUUAUCAGGGGUAACACAUACCAGUUGGAAUUUUUCAUGUUAUUUUUUAGUGCUGUAAAAUUAAAUGCACCUUCAUAUUGUAUGUAUCUUUGUACCUGGUGUGUUGGGACUAAUUUGUAUUUCAUGAUUUGUUACAUUAUUUGUAAAACAAUUUUCCUUUUUUUCCUUUUUUUUUAU